AUGCCAACAACGGAAAAAACACUGAUGUUCUUAUCGAGCUUCUUUACAAGCUUCGGGUCAUUCAUCGUGGUCUGCUCCAUGCUCGCAACCCCAGAAUGGGUCAGCAGUAGAAUCGCCAUCAGUGACUCUUCCUCAAACGGUAGUCUUGUUAUCACCUACGGGCUUUUUCGUGGACAAAGUCGCCAAGAAUUCAGUCAUGGACUUGAGGAAUCACAAAAAAGCUUUGAAGUUCUAGAGAAGCUGAACAGUUCUUCCCAAAGAACUCUGCACCUGCUGGUUAUCCUGCUCUUGGCGCUCAGCCUGUGUGCUUCGCUGCUGAGUUCUGGCUUCACCUUCUACAACAGCAUCAGCAACCCCUACCAGACGUUCCUGGGGCCCGUGGGCGUGUACACCUGGAGCGGCCUUGCUGCGGUCUUCGUUUUCCUGGCCAUGAUACUGUUCGUGGUGAACACACAAUCCGAUCGUCUCUCCGAAGAGCUGGCCCAGACGCUGUACCCGCUGUAUCCCAUGGCCACCUACAAAGGAACGACCCACAGCUAUGGUUACUCGUUCUGGCUCACGCUGCUUGUCAUUCUCCUAAGUGUUGUCACCACGGUGAUCAUUGUUUUCUACCAGAAGGCCAGACAGCAGCGGAAACAGGAGCAGAAAAAGCCGAUGGAAUAUGCUCCAAGAGACGGAAUUUUAUUCUGA
Molecule: messenger RNA, 690 nt
Organism: Hyaena hyaena (striped hyena)
Lineage: Eukaryota; Metazoa; Chordata; Mammalia; Carnivora; Hyaenidae
Gene: CLRN3
Product: clarin 3
Exons: 3
Coding region: 1-690 (229 amino acids)
Source: RefSeq, a predicted model, not a curated record